CAGAAACACAACCUUGUUGUCGCGCAAUCAGCACCAGCAGACACUUAUUAGCGGAAACUUCUCUCCCUGAUAUUCUCCUUUGUCCACAUUACACCUAGUAUUCGAUCCCACACUCUCAUUGUUUUAUUUCCAGUUUUCAACUCUUCUCAACGCGGGCUUUGCGGGCCGACAUUUGUCCCACCAUGCCCGCAUAUACCACUUCCCAAAAACAAUAUAUUGCGCAAUUUGUGAACUUUACCCAGGCGAAGGAUGCUACUGCUGCAAAGUUCCUCAGAGCACACGGGUGGAAAGUAGACGAAGCAGUUGAUGCUUAUUUUCAGAGUCCGGCCGGAGCAAGUGCCGCUGGCAAUACAGCUGCCCUGAACAAGAUCUUUGACAGUUACCGAGAUGCUCCCGAAGAGAACCCAGACAGCAUCGGUAUUGAAGGCGCCAUGAAAUAUCUCGGCGAUAUCCAAGUCGAUUUGGACGAGGUGUGCUGUUUUGGUAUCGCAGAGCUCUUGAAGUCACCUUCCAUGGGUGAAUUCACACGAGAAGGUUUCAUAGAAGGCUGGCGGACUGCUGGGUGUGACUCCAUUCCCAAGAUGAUCGCCCAUGCUGCCACACUCCGCACUCGCAUCACCUCUCAGCCCGAUGUUUUCCGUCGGGUUUACCGCUACGCUUUCCCUCUUAGUAGACUUCCCGGUCAGCGCAGCCUACAGCUCGAAAUCGCGACAGAGCAGUGGCGUCUUUUCUUCACCCCGGACAAGGGAGGUAUUCAGUGGAACACUCCGAAUACGCCCUGGCUUGACUGGUGGAUUGAGUACAUGGAAGGGAAAGUGAAGAGGCCCGUCAAUAAGGAUCUCUGGGAGCAGGUCGAAGUCUUCAUGCGGAAGACGACAGAGGAUGAGAACUUUGGCUGGUGGAGCGCCGAUGGAGCUUGGCCCGGUGCUCUGGACGAGUUCGUCGCAUACGUCCAGGCAAAGAGAGGAAAGGGUUCAGAAGCCAUGGAGGUCGAGUAGGAUGUGUAGACCACGGAGCUCAUUACAUAUACCGUCCGGAAAAUCUCUCACACGUUCUCCUUGUCGCCCCUUUAUUGGAAACCCUCCAUGUCCGGCAUUAGGUGGGCAGAUGAACGCCGCUAUGUUUCAGUCUGAAAUAUGUCACGAGAGAGAGAGAGAACGAGUAUAACUCAACAGCCUUCCAUCUCACCGUUGCAUAUGUCCAACUAUCAGCAGCAGAAGUAGAAAUACGAUGCAUGAAUGAACGUAUGA
Paecilomyces variotii is the source of this 1250-nucleotide messenger RNA. Its product is annotated as Cullin binding-domain-containing protein. NCBI's taxonomy places the organism in Eukaryota, Fungi, Ascomycota, Eurotiomycetes, Eurotiales, Thermoascaceae. Gene Ontology annotation, molecular function: ubiquitin conjugating enzyme binding; cullin family protein binding; ubiquitin-like protein binding. The coding region runs from base 183 to 998 and encodes 271 amino acids. The record is from RefSeq and is a predicted model, not a curated record. The transcript has 5 exons. Gene Ontology annotation, biological process: positive regulation of ubiquitin-protein transferase activity; protein neddylation. Gene Ontology annotation, cellular component: ubiquitin ligase complex.